UGGUCUGUUCCAAUGUCCCGUGAUAACCAAGAAGUAAAGUUUCCAGUCAGUGAAUCUUGUUGUGAGGAGACGUUCCCGAGUAUUUUUAUUAACCUUCUGUAUUUAAAAUGGAUGCACGUUGUGGCGGAACAUCCGAGGCGAAAGAUGCCGAUGAAGAGGUGCAGAAAAUAUGCGAUGAGGUAAAGUCUCAUGCAGAGGAUAAAGCUGGGCGAAAGUUUGACGUUUUCACCGCCAAAUCUUAUAAAACGCAAGUUGUUGCGGGGAGAAAUUACUUCAUCAAGGUGCAUGUAGGUGAGGAUGACUAUAUUCAUCUACGUGUCUUUAAACCCCUGCCCCGUGCUGGAAAAAAACUGGAGCUGCACGGGAUACAGACAUCCAAGGCUCAUCAUGAUGCCAUUGAAUACUUCUGAAGCAAACCUCCAGAAAGAUCAAAUCAUCAUGAAUAUUGGCCAAAAUCCCACUGUUACCAUUUUUACACUGUAAAUGUUUACUUUAACAUCUGAAGAUGAAUCCUGUUAACUCAUUUAUUACAUGUGAUGACCCUAACAAUAAUGAACAUUAUUGACUAGUGUGUAAACAAUACCUACAGUGUAACUCAUUUUGAAUCAAGUAAUCCUUUAAAUACAUGUCUCCAUGUUUUUGGCAUAGCUGUACAAUAACAGUUCAUUAUCACUUAACUCAAAUCUAGAUAUCCAUGCCAAUAGUUCUUCACAUUGUGGGCUUUGUACCUAGUGAUAUUGAUGCAGUAAAUAUAAAUUUUAUACUUGACUGCCUAUAAUGUAUAAUAUUUACAUAAAAUGCAUGAAUGGACA
Messenger RNA from Ctenopharyngodon idella (grass carp), 812 nucleotides. RefSeq names its product cystatin-B-like. Gene Ontology annotation, cellular component: cytosol. Gene Ontology annotation, molecular function: cysteine-type endopeptidase inhibitor activity. The coding region runs from base 108 to 410 and encodes 100 amino acids. The record is from RefSeq and is a predicted model, not a curated record. Lineage: Eukaryota; Metazoa; Chordata; Actinopteri; Cypriniformes; Xenocyprididae. The transcript is spliced from 3 exons.